Molecule: messenger RNA, 633 nt
Organism: Suricata suricatta (meerkat)
Lineage: Eukaryota; Metazoa; Chordata; Mammalia; Carnivora; Herpestidae
Gene: ZNF511
Product: zinc finger protein 511
Exons: 6
Source: RefSeq, a predicted model, not a curated record
GUGCGCUUCCCGCGGGAGCACGAGUUCUUCGAGGAUGGGGAUGUGCUUCGACACCUCUACCUUCAGGACGUGCUCACACAGGUGACAGAGGCGCCCGAGAGGCCCAGGGUCCCUGAGUUCACCUGUCAGGUGGCAGGCUGCUGCCAGGUGUUCGACAGCCUGGAGGACUUCGAGCACCACUACCACACUCUGCACAGAAACGUGUGCUCCUUCUGCAGACGGGCCUUCCCCUCAGUGCACCUGCUGGACAUCCACAUUCUGGAGUGGCACGACUCGCUGUUCCAGAUCCUGUCCGAAAGGCAGGACAUGUAUCAGUGCCUGGUGGAAGGCUGUUUAGAGAAGUUCAAGACCAGCAAAGACAGGAAAGAUCACCUGGUGAGAUGUCACCUCUACCCCGCUGACUUCCGAUUUGAUAAACCAAAGAAAAGCAGAGGCCCAGCCACGCCCGGGGCUGCCGUACAGGCGCCAUCUCCCUUCCCCGCGCUCCGCCGCCGGCCGUGCGCCGACUGCCCAGGGGCGCAGGCCGGCGGGCUUCUCGCCGUAGACCCCGCGCUCGCGUGCGGAGCUGGCCUGUGCGCCGUCCCGCCGACGGUUCAGGUCCCAGACGCUAACCGUGCGGCUUCCUUGCUGUAG